This is a messenger RNA of Suricata suricatta (meerkat), 783 nucleotides long. RefSeq lists its product as uncharacterized. The record is from RefSeq and is a predicted model, not a curated record. The transcript is spliced from 3 exons. The coding region runs from base 254 to 781 and encodes 175 amino acids. Lineage: Eukaryota; Metazoa; Chordata; Mammalia; Carnivora; Herpestidae.
UCAUAAAGGAAGCAAUGCUUUAACUGAGUCUUAAAAGAUGCAUUGCAUUUGGUAGAUGGAAAAAUGAUGAAGCUACUGCUCGGCACAGAAAGCAGUGAGCAAAGGCCCGGAGAGGCGAAUAGGAAGCGGCCUUCGGGAAAUGGCAAGCAGCUUAGCGUGGCUGAGCAUAAUAUCCCAGGGAUUCAGUGAGUCCAGGUUUAGAUGAAGGUCUUUUAAUGCGACAUGAAAGAGUUUAAUUUUUUCUUAUAAGUGUAUGUACCGUACAGCACACGACAACCCCCAGGCGACAUCUAUUCCCAGGGGUCCUUUGCCUGCAGCGGAAGAGUGGUGCCUGCGCACGAUCUUUGCUUCAGCUGCAGGGGGAGGUCUGAUGGAGCCUUUGCAUUCGGAGGGUCUCUGGAGCCUGGGAGGCCCCCGAGCACCAUUUCCUCAUCUUAUUAACUACUCUGUAAAGUUACAUGCUGUCCAACAUAAAAUUUCAAAUGAAGAACCAAAUGGUUGUGGUUACAACCGAGACAUCUCCUCUCUCCAUUUUGAAUGUCUUUAUUCAGAUUGGCUUCAGGAAAUAAAAGAAGAAGCGUGGUCUUACAGAAUGUGUGCCUCACCCCGAGCCUUGUCAUGCUCCUUCUCCCUGGGAAACUGUGAUACAGAUAAAGCAGAGGACGCUCACCAACAAAGUGAUGAUGGGAAUGCUUUGUCCUCUGAGUGCAGUAAAAGGAGAGAAAAUACAGAUCACCUGGGAAUGCCCAUAACAAUUUCAAGAAUAAAGAAUGUCCCAUAACA